AAUGAACUGAUCGACGCAUCUUGACUUUGUACCACCAUCAUCCACGACAUCCUGUCGAGAGGAGUCUGCUAAUGGCUUCAGUAUCGACGCAGUCACUUGAGGAAGCGGCAAAUAUUGCCACAGAGUUCAUAUACAGUCUCGAUAACCUCCCAAACGAAAUAAGAUUCAUAUGCGACGAAAUCAAGAUCAAGGAUCAGAAAGCCCAAGAGAUUCAAACCGCAAUUGAAACGGAAUGUGCUCGGCAUGUCCAGCUUUGCCAAAGCGGGGCACCGUUUCCCCCAAACUACAAACCGCCCAUGCAGGCGAAGAUCUCCGAAGCGUACGGUAGAGUGCACAGGCUUCACAUGGAGAAAAUUGAGCUUGCGACCAAGAUGGUUGACCUCAUCGAGCGCACGCGGACUCGUCUGGGCGUCGAUAUCAACCGGGUGAAGAAAUUGCAGGGAGAGCCACUGAUGCUUGAUGCUCCUCAGACGCGGAGUAGCUCUGCGCUUGCGGACGUUGGGGGCGCUUAUGCGUUUUCUGGUAGGGAUCCCGCUGCUCAGAUCAGCGAGAGCUUGAGGAGCGUCAUGAUCCCGAGCAGUACAACCCCCGUGCAGGAACUGAGACAGUCUCCGGCGGUAGUGUCGCUGACGACAGCAACAGCUCCAUCUGGUGCAGCAACGAAAAAACGCCGAUUAACUGCAGCGCCUUCAAUCAAAUUACCGGCGAGGUCCCAGUCACCUGCGCCACCACCCAAGGCAGCUCAGGCACCUACGCACAGACAAUCGAGACUUUCGCGGCAGGUGCACCCACCUGUGCCCGGACCCGAGGAAGAUGCCGAAGGGGAGGAAGAGGAUGCAGAGGGUGAAGAAGACGACGAAGGCGAAGAUGACAAGCUGUAUUGUUUCUGUCAAAAGAAGAGUUUUGGCGAUAUGAUUGCAUGCGACAGUGGCUUCUGUCCGUACGAAUGGUUCCAUAUCUCGUGUGUGGGGUUGAAAGCCGCACCGGUGGAUAAGUGGUAUUGCGAUGCUUGUAAGCCGAAGGUCAUGGCUCGCAAGGCCAGGAAGAAGUAAUGAGGGUACGGAGUGUCUUUCUUUUUAGUAUUCUCUUCUCCUUGCUAUCGACGCGCGCUGUGCAUGUAACUGUCUUGUGAUACAGAAACG
Messenger RNA from Desarmillaria tabescens, 1142 nucleotides. RefSeq lists its product as uncharacterized. Gene Ontology annotation, biological process: regulation of DNA-templated transcription. Lineage: Eukaryota; Fungi; Basidiomycota; Agaricomycetes; Agaricales; Physalacriaceae. The coding region runs from base 72 to 1052 and encodes 326 amino acids. The transcript has 6 exons. The record is from RefSeq and is a predicted model, not a curated record. Gene Ontology annotation, cellular component: nucleus.